This is a messenger RNA of Nothoprocta perdicaria, 1134 nucleotides long. It is a transcript of the gene TBCC, whose product is annotated as tubulin folding cofactor C. Gene Ontology annotation, biological process: post-chaperonin tubulin folding pathway; tubulin complex assembly. Gene Ontology annotation, cellular component: cytoplasm. The transcript is spliced from 2 exons. The record is from RefSeq and is a predicted model, not a curated record. Bases 1 to 537 code for a protein of 178 amino acids. Lineage: Eukaryota; Metazoa; Chordata; Aves; Tinamiformes; Tinamidae.
AUGCGUUACGAAGACACGGAGGGGGAGCCCGACGCGGAGCCGCUGUGCGGCUUCAGCGGCGCGCAGGGCGCCGAGCUGGAGCUGGGCCGCGCCGAGCUGCGGCAGCGCGACGUGGUGCUGAGCGGGCUGCGCGAGUGCCGCGUGCGGCUCCGCGGCAGCGCCAACACGCUGCGCGUGCGGGACUGCCGCGGCUGCACCGUGCUCUGCGGGCCGCUCGCCACCUCGGCGCUCGUGGACGGCUGCAGCGAGUGCGUCCUGGUGCUGGCCUGCCAGCAGCUGCGCGCGCACCGCACGCGCCGCAGCCGCUUCUACGUGCACGUGAGCAGCCGCGCCGUGGUCGAGGACUGCGCCGAGGUGGCCUUCGCGCCCUACUCCUGGAGCUACCCCGGCCUCGAGGAGGACUUCGAGGCCUCCGCGCUGGACAGGAGCACCAACAACUGGAACACGGUGGAUGACUUCAACUGGCUGGUGAGGGACCAGCCGUCGCCCAACUGGGGCCUCAUUCCUGAGCAGGAAAGGAUCACCUGCUGGGACUGACCGAGGAGGCAGCCCUGUGCCUGGCGGGAAGUGCUGCCAGAGCGGGGCCUUCCACGAACAGCAGGACCCUGGGCUCUGCUUCACCGUGAAACAGUUGCUUUUGGUAUUUAAGUUGUGAAUUACAAUGUUUGACUGAAUUCUGUGCUUUAAAGUUACCAGUCAAAUGUCGUUUACUCUUCUGAAGCAAGUUGCUGCUAUAAUCUCCAUAUGCCACUGGGAGACUUGACCACUGCUGUGGUACGUCGUCGCUGACUUUUUCCUGGGGAAAGUGGGGACCUUAGUGCACAGAUGAGAGGAAGCCUCUGCUUAGGGCUAGCUGUGCUCUAAGCAAACACUAAGCAUGAAUGUCUGAAAGUGCUGCAAGCUGAACUGGAAUGGAAAGAUGAAAUAUCAAAAUUUUCCCAUCCACAGGGCGCUUAAAUUUCAGACCCCAAUACACCAUUGAGCUUAAUGUCACAGAGAAUGGGAGAGAGAACCACAACAAAUAAAGACUUUAAAGGUCUCUAAUGAGAACUCAGUGCUCCACUAUCAUACUAGUAAAUGAUUGGUUGGAAUUAACUAACCUGUAGAAUGAAUAGUAAAAGCUCACAGUUAGAA